UCAAAAAAUAAAGCUGCGCGCUAAGCUACGUAUAAGGUUUAAGAUUUCUAAGGCUGACGACGCGUCGGGAAUAAAGUGCCAGGAGCAUAUGGAAAACGCGCAUCUAAUAUAAUUUUGAAAUCAAAUCGUGAUAAUAAACAGCUUAUGAAACAAUUUCAAGAUUCCUAAUGCAAAAGAAACGAUUUGCAAAGGUCGAAUAAUUUAGAAAGAAUUUAAAUAUUCGAGAGGCGUAGUCAUAAAUUAUGCGCUUUUAAGUACACAUUAAAUUUCACAUCAACGACGCAAAGGACACUCGACAAGCAUUAACUGCGCAUCGAAUUGGCAAAUAAAUUAAAUAAACACAAACGCAAGCGCAGCUGCAGCUGCAGCCAAAGCCAUUUGAACAUGCCUUCUCUGUCCCACGCACAUUACGCCCUGGUCGCGCUGUUGGCACUGCUCACCCUGGCCACGCCCCGGCCGGGCAGCGCUUACUCCUACAGCAUGCGCAUGCCGAGCGGCACAGAUGUUGCCGGCACCGGCACCGGUACGCCUCCACGUUUGAUCAGCAAGCUCUUGGUGCAGUCACCGGCGCUGGACAACAUUUACAUGGACUAUCUGGUCACCUCGAGGCCGGUCAAUCUGCGCAAAUACAACAAAAACGGCAGCAAAACAAAGAAAACCAAGAAGGACUCGAAAAUCUAUUUCAUACCCAUACCACCGCUGCCGUAUCGCUACAUACCCGGUGUUGGCUACGACUAUCAGCCCAUGAAAAUCAAGCCCAUUCUGCAGGAGACACCCAGCUCGACCACAUCUUCACCCAAGCUGACCACGGAUCGCAGCUCGAUUCCAACCACAGCGACUCCUUUGACUACGAUGACCACGCAGAGCAAGCUGCUGCGCGUGCAGCACCACAAGGACUACUACUUCAAUGGACGCCCCUUCCGAUUGCAGGUGGCGCGUGCCGAUCGCAAGUCAGCGCUGACGCCUCUUAAUCUUAAAUCGAAAUUCUAUUACAAUAAAAACAUAAUUUAUUAA
Molecule: messenger RNA, 1014 nt
Organism: Drosophila novamexicana
Lineage: Eukaryota; Metazoa; Arthropoda; Insecta; Diptera; Drosophilidae
Exons: 2
Coding region: 385-1014 (209 amino acids)
Source: RefSeq, a predicted model, not a curated record